UGAUGAUAGAUCGAGGAAUGUGAGGAGAACUUCGACACAACGACGUUACUCUCUCUCCGUUUAUAUUAUUUUUUUUUUACAACACAAAAUUUUGUAUUAAUAUAGUGCAAAAGUGAAAAAAAAAAAUACGAAAAUAUACAAUUUUCCCAUUUUAUUGUUAAAUCUCUUAAAAAAAAAAGCGAUAACGAAACAAUACUGUGGAUAUAAUAAUUUUACUCUGUGUGAAAAAUCCCUCAAUAAGAAAAAAAAAUACAAGAAAAACAAAAUUGAAGAAGAAUUUCCCCGCGAUAAAAAAAGGAAGAGUCGACCGCUCCCCUGAAAAAAAAACUCCCAAUUUUUACUACAUUUUUUGGUCUCUUUUUUUUUAUAUUUUUUCCCAAAUUUUAUCUAAAAAAAUACAACAAAACAAAUUUUCUGCAACAAUAUGUGAAGUCAAAAAAAGGAGAAUUUAUUAUUUCUCAACAAAAGAAAAACAAAAAAAAAAACGAAUCUACUACUCGCGCGAGUUUCGUUAUGUGAUACUUGCUUCUCCUCAUUUCUACACCCCUCUCUCUCAAACAGUGUAAAUGAAUUUGAAGAAAAUUCAUUAAAAAAAAAAGAAGAAAGAAAAUUUAAACAAAAAAAAAAAAAGUUUUCUAAAAAUAUUCGAAAAGAAGAAUCAUUUCUUUGCUUAUUUUUUUUUUUUGCUGCCCAAAGCCCGAGCCGAGUCGAGUUGGGCCGCCCGAGAGUGUAUUCGCCUCCUCUCGCCUAUUCCAAGUGGAAAGUGCAAAGGAAAUUCAAUGAGAGUUGUGUGUUGUUUGUGUAGUCUGUGGUGUAGUGUGUGCGUAAACUCGCGUAAAGUGGCAUAAAAAGUUUUGCUGCAACAAUUUUUUUCUUCUUCUUCAUUCUCCUCUCUCUGUCUACUCUUCUUUCGCUCUCCAAUUUGAAUUUUUUUUUGGCAUUUUUCUUUCAAUUUGAAUUUUUUUCAUCAAACCAACACAUAAAUGUGUGCGCGAGUACGUGUUGGUGAAAAAUGCACGCAAAAUGUUGUGUAACUUCGUUUAAAGGAUUUAUUUUGUGUCAGAAUUUGAAUAUAUUUAACGCGGCUGUUGAAUUUAUGUCAAAUAAAAAUUUGAAUUAAAGAAUAAAAAAAAUCUCAACAAAAAAACGAAGAAAAAAAAAAACUAGUGUGAACGUAACGUAACGACAAGGACAACAAAACCAUCAUAGAGCGACGUACAUAUACACCCAUCCCAUUUUUUCCCACAUGCAACAAGGGGAACAAAAUUGUUGGAACAGCAAAGCAAUAACUUUAUGCAAAGGAAUUCCUUUCUUUGCAAUAGUUUUGUCUCGCUCAUAUGUCUCGACGAAUGUCGUUGUCGAUGUCGAGCAGUUGUGUGUGUUUGCAGUUUGAGUUGCAGUAGAUGGCAAUUAAUUCGAUCGGAUUUGGUGGAGAUUUGCCCGCAAAAAAAAUUGUAAAGUUUCUCACACAAUUUACCGUACUGAAAAAAAGUGACAUCUGAAAUAUAAUUUCCCCAUAAAAUCAAAAAAAAAACAAACAAAAAAGGAAUAGAUUUUUAAUUGACGCGCGGCAGGCAGCGGGAGUUUUUGUUGAAAAGAAAUUGAGUUUUCUUUUUUUUUUCUUGUUCUUCGUCUUUUACUCUACUCACUCUCUCUCCCUCUUACACUCUCGUUGGUUGUGCCAGUUUUUUUUUUUAUACAAAUACAUAUAAAAAAAAUAUCUUACGUACAUGUAUAUGUGUGUGUUUGUGUGUAAGUUUUUCUGUCCAACAAGUGCGUGAAAAAUAAAUAAAACAAAAAAAAAAAAUAAAAAAUACAGAAAACCUUGCAUCAAAUCGAAAAAAACAGAAAAUAAAUAGAAAAAAAAAUGUCGUUCGAUACGCGAAACAAUUCGGCAAUGAUGAAACGGGCCGAACAGCUUAAACGCUGGGAAGAAUCCGAAACAAAUCGUGAACCUUCAGUGCCGAAGAGUGAGAAAGGUCGCAAAAUCAAAUUCUCAUCGGGAUGCGUAUUUUUGGCUGCAUGUUUGGCCGGCGAUAAGGAAGAAGUUGUUAAUUUGAUUGAGAAUGGAGCUGAUAUUAAUACAGCUAAUGUUGAUGGAUUGACAGCAUUACAUCAAGCUUGCAUCGAUGAUAACUUGGAUAUGGUUGAAUUCCUAGUGGAACAUGGCGCCGAUAUUAACAGACAGGAUAAUGAGGGUUGGACACCAUUACAUGCAACAGCUUCAUGCGGGUUUGUAAGCAUAGCCCGGUAUUUAGUUGAACAUGGAGCCGAUAUAUCUGCCGUCAAUAGUGAUGGUGAACUAGCUGUCGACUUGGCAGUAGACAUAGCUCAUUUAAGUCCUAUGAUAGAAUACAUGCAGAAACUAGUAGCAGAACAUAACAUCGAUUGUGAUAAGGCACGACGUGCCGAAGAAGAAAUGAUGCUUAGCGAUGCCAAGCGAUGGUUGCGCAGUGAUGCUUCCGAAGCAGAUAAUCCACAUCCAAAAACUGGUGCCACAGCGUUACACGUUGCUGCCGCUAAGGGAUACAAAAAGGUUCUAAGCCUGCUCUUAGCUGGCAGAGCGAAUGUGGAUAAACAGGAUAACGAUGGAUGGACCCCAUUGCAUGCGGCGGCACAUUGGGGUCAAAAAGAAUCCGCUGAAAUGCUCGUAGAUGCUUUGGCCGAUAUGGAUGUACGAAACUAUGCUGGACAGACGUGUAUCGACGUGGCCGAACGAAAAAUGGUAAAAUUCCUUGAAGAUUUGCGAGCGAAUAACAAGAGAAUGAAACGAAGACCAUCUAGUCAAAUCAGUAGUCGAAUCUCAGAUACAAUCGAAAAUCACAUCGAGAACACCCCUACGAAGUUUAUUCGCGUUGAAGUGAAGCCAGACACAAAGGAUCCUGUUAAUGAGCAUAUCGAAGAGGAUGGUUUAAGCAAUUUAGAAAGGAUUACAGAAUCGGACGAAACCGAUUCUGAACUAACCGAUUCCACAGAGAGUUCACAUUCGACAAGUAUAUCAGAAGCUGAAGGUAUUAGAAGCUAUGAUAAACCAAAACUUAUGCCAGAAAAAGUUAAUUCGGAAACGGCCAUUGAUGAGGAUGCCCCAUGGCGACGUGGUAGUGCAGCAAGAACACGCAAUCAGCCAGAGAGUCCACCUAAAAAUCAAGUUCCUGAAAAAGAUGUCAAAUCGACGGAAUCCGAUGUCAUCCUCAGACGUACUCAAAGCUUUGAGAAUGAUGAAAAAUUCUAUCAAAAAUACAAUGAACUGCGAGCCAGAAUAAAGGCCAAUUCGUGUCCCAUAUUACCGGCAACACAAAAUCCAAAUGUACUAGGAACAGUUAACACGCCCAUUCAAAAUUAUUCAGUACAAAGAUCGGCCUCACUCAAAGAUCAUAGAUACUUCAGGAAACCUAUUACGUCGCCACCGGCUAGUCCGAAUACACCAGUUGCAACACCAAAUAGCACAGCGCCAACGACUCCUACGACUCCGAAUACGACACCGAUUCGAAGUCCGCCAACUCUUCCACCAAAAACAAUUCAAAAUAAUAACAACAAUAUCAACAAAAAUGCCAAUACAAAUAAUAAUAUCAACACUACCAACAAUAAUACAAAUGGAGACGUUCAAAAUAAAAACGAUGCUGCAAAGCAAAAAAUGUCACCGGGAACUAUUUUCAAAAAUUUCUUCAAAUCCUUUGUGCCACCAGUACGUGACGAAGAGAGUGAAACUCAACGUAAAGCCCACGCCAAACGAGUACGUGAAACACGUCGCUCGACUCAAGGUGUAACCUUAGAUGAAAUCAAGAGUGCCGAAGAACUCGUUAAAAAGAAGAAUUCAACAAUGAAUAAUAAUAACAACACUAGUGAAUUUUAAGACUAAAAACGAUUUAAAAAAUUUAUUUGUGUUAUCAAGAAAUUUAACACAUUGAAAAACUGUAUCCUGCGAACAACAUUCUACACAGAAAACCACCAACAAAAUCAACAACAAAAACAUAUCUUUCUCCGUAGCAUGUUGAUUCUUUUUCGCUGUGUAAUAAA
Messenger RNA from Episyrphus balteatus (marmalade hoverfly), 4017 nucleotides. Its product is annotated as protein phosphatase 1 regulatory subunit 12A-like. The record is from RefSeq and is a predicted model, not a curated record. The transcript is spliced from 13 exons. Bases 1868 to 3853 code for a protein of 661 amino acids. Lineage: Eukaryota; Metazoa; Arthropoda; Insecta; Diptera; Syrphidae. Gene Ontology annotation, cellular component: cytoplasm. Gene Ontology annotation, molecular function: phosphatase regulator activity; protein binding; enzyme inhibitor activity.